AUGAGCGUGCCCACGCUGCGCCACGACGACAGCUUGAGCUCCGAUGACAACCCCGAGAACCACACCCCCGUGACACCCGCAUCCGCCUCCGACGCGACCCCGAUCCACCGACGCACAUCCAGCGGCGCGACGGUCGGCUCCCUCUUCCGACGUCUCUCCGCCCUCUCUGCGCGUAUCUCGCUGACCGCCCCUCGACACCCGCGGGGUCUCGUGUGGGCGGAGACGCGCGUGCUCCCCGAGAAGUGCAUCGCGCUCGAGAUCCAGGCGCGCAAGGACCUCGUCGCGCUGUCCCUGGACGAUGACGACGCAAACCCCGACUCGCCCGCCUCGUUCGCGGCGGUGGUCAAGCGCAGCGACAAGGCGCUCGCGAGUUUCUUCGUCCUCGGCGUUCGCGCGACGAGCCCGGGGGGAAUCGUCAGAGAGCUGAUCUCGCGCGCCGCCAGGCACGGGCUCGUCCCAUCGUCUCACCGCUUCCGCGAGCAGUGCGUCGAGGCGAUGCUCCGGGAAGACGCCGACGACGAGGAGCUGGAGAAGACCGGCAACAGCUCCUGGAACUCCUCCGCGGCUCUCGACCACAGCUUCGUCUCCUCCGCGUCCACGUCCGCGCGGCUCGCCCCGCGCGGCGACAUGGGAACCGCAUCGCCUUGGAACCGCGCCAUCAACGGGCGCGGCUUCAUCGUCGCGGUCGCCAAGGUCCCCGGGCUCACCCGCCGCGUCGUCAUCGUCGGUCGGCUCAAAACCCCAAGCCUGCUCGGCAUCGACAGCUGCGCGAGGGUCAGGGUCGUGGCGCUCGCGCUCUCCGGGGCGGAUUCGGGUUCCGAGCCCCCCGCCAAGACGGGCGCGGCCACCGCACACACCGUCGCCACCUUGCUCAACGACGACGCCUUCUUCUCCGCCGCUCUGCGCGCGAAAGACGCGCGCGACGUGCGAGCCGCUGUACUGACCUUCGUCGAGCGAAAGUCCGGCUCUGGCGGGACAAAUGCUGCAGCCGGCGAGGUGGACUCCAUCCACAGGACGCCCCCGCCCCUCCACCCGACGCGUGCCAAGUCCCGGUCGUUAACGCCUUGGUCGUCGUUCGAAUGGCCGUUCGCAUCCGUCGCGAGGGACGCGAGGUACCGGCUGCCCCACUACGUCAGCGAUUGGACCGACGCGUUCAGGGACGGGUACUCGUUCUCGAAGACGAUCAACGCGACGGUAUGGCUCUACUUCUCCACCCUCGCUCCCGCGCUGGCCCUCGGUGUGGUGCUCUGGGAAGAGACGAGGGGCGCGAUCGGUCCCACCGAGGUUUUGCUCGCGGAGGGCGUCGGUAACAUGGCGUUCUCGCUCGUCGCGGGGUCCCCGCUGCUGGUGCUCCGCGUCACGGGAACGGCGGUGGCGUGGAUGAAGAUUCUCUCGGGUUGGUUCCACGGCGGCGGCGGCGUCUUCGCGGGUGAGGAUUUCCUCGCGUUCCACGCCGCCGUCGGCCUUUGGUGCGCCGGUUUCGUCGUCUUCAUCGCGUCCGUCGGCGGCGCGGGGCUGAUGCGGCACGCGGGGAGUUUCACGCACGAAAUCCUCGCCGCUCUCGUCUCGGGAAUUUUCAUCCGGAGCGGCGUCGCCGAGGUGGUCGCCAUCGCCGCCGUCGCCGACGAGAUGGACGACGCGGAGGUUGACGAGCACCCCGCGUUCUUCCUCAAGCACCUGAUGCUCUUCCUCGGAACCUUCUACGUCGCCCGCGCCGUGCUGGGUUUCCAGAGGUCCCCGUUCCUGGGCAAGAACACCAGGACCGUCAUCGCGGAUAUGGCCCCGGCGAUUUCCCUCGUCUCCCUCACCCUGCUCUCCUACGCCGUCGCCCCCGACGUCGGGGUCAAACGCGCGAACAUCACGGACGAUACCCCGAUGCCCCGCGCGCAGCUGGGAACCUCAUCGCUGGGAAACCUCUCGCGCAGCCUCGCGGCGCUCGCGGCGGUCCCCGGCGCGGCGUUUGCCGCGCAGGUGUUCGUAGAGUCAAACGCCGCGUCCAUCUUGACCGCGGCGCCCGCCAACGCGCUUGUCAAGGGCGGCGGCCGGGGGUUGCACCUGGACAUGCUCGGCGUCGGGUGCGUCAUCGCGGCCGCGUCGGUUUGGAGCUGUCCCAUGCCCAUGGGGACCAUCCCGCACUCCCCUCAGCACGCGCGCGUCCUCGCCACUGUGGUGGAAUACGAGCAGCGAGGCGAGGUCAAGUCCAAGGUGGUUUCCGCCAUCGAGACCCGCGUCAGCAACUUCGUCUCGCACGCGCUCAUCGUCCUCACCGUCCUGCUCGCUCGCGACGUAAUCUCCGCGGUACCCACUGCUGUGAUGUCGGGUUUCUUGUGCUACACCGGUUGGACCUCGCUCGAGUCCAACGGGAUGUUCAAGCGGGCUUUGUUGGCCGUGACGUCGAGGGAAUGCCACCCUACUUCCUCAUACAUUCGCAGGGCGCCAAUCAAGACGCUUCACCUGUACACCGCGCUGCAGGCGCUCGCGCUCCUCGCGGUGUUCGCGGUCGAGACUGACUUUUUCGGCGCAUCCGAACCGUCCUCCGACGGCUUCCCCGCCAGUCUGCUGUUCCCCGUGGCGCUCGCGGCGACGAUUCUGGUCAAGGCGUACCUCUUGCCGUUUGUGCCGGCGUUUUCUUUCGCUUUUCUCUCAGCGGUGAAUGGUCGCGACGACUCCGAGUUCUUCUACUGA
This is a messenger RNA of Micromonas commoda, 2685 nucleotides long. Its product is annotated as anion exchanger family. NCBI's taxonomy places the organism in Eukaryota, Viridiplantae, Chlorophyta, Mamiellophyceae, Mamiellales, Mamiellaceae. Bases 1 to 2685 code for a protein of 894 amino acids. Gene Ontology annotation, molecular function: solute:inorganic anion antiporter activity. Gene Ontology annotation, cellular component: plasma membrane. Gene Ontology annotation, biological process: monoatomic ion homeostasis; monoatomic anion transport; transmembrane transport. The transcript has a single exon. The record is from RefSeq and is a predicted model, not a curated record.